Seminavis robusta is the source of this 309-nucleotide messenger RNA. The record is from the annotation of a GenBank genome assembly. Lineage: Eukaryota; Bacillariophyta; Bacillariophyceae; Naviculales; Naviculaceae.
AUGGUAGGACAAGCAUGUGUCAAGUUGGGAGCUGGUCGCACCGAUGCCAAGGAUGCCGUGGAUUUCGCGGCAGGAGUGUGGUUCCACAAAACGGUUGGAGAUUGUGUCCAACCAGGUGACAAGGUGGCCACUGUCUACACCAAUGUCAGCGACGACUCUAUACGACAACAGGCGAUCCAGAUGCUCACCGAUUCGAUCGAGUAUGCACCUUCCGCCGCGGCACCGCCUGUCAUUGUGUCGCACCGGGUUACGGCAGGAGGCAAAGUGGAAGCAUGCUCCCUACCAGUGGCGCUGCAAACGUUGCAAUAG